This is a messenger RNA of Vespa velutina, 7950 nucleotides long. RefSeq names its product aspartate, glycine, lysine and serine-rich protein (gene sv). Gene Ontology annotation, biological process: anatomical structure development; regulation of transcription by RNA polymerase II. Gene Ontology annotation, molecular function: DNA-binding transcription factor activity, RNA polymerase II-specific; RNA polymerase II cis-regulatory region sequence-specific DNA binding. The transcript has 13 exons. The record is from RefSeq and is a predicted model, not a curated record. NCBI's taxonomy places the organism in Eukaryota, Metazoa, Arthropoda, Insecta, Hymenoptera, Vespidae. The coding region runs from base 454 to 2460 and encodes 668 amino acids.
UUUUUUUUUUCGCAUUUAUAUAACGGGAAAAUAUCAAAUAAUUCCCAUAAGCGACUUCGAUCAUUAUUUCAUCAAUUUCGAUUUUUGAUAAUAAGCGUGUUUCGUUGUGCGGUUAUGAGAGAGAGAGAGAUAGAGCGAGAUAAUAGCACUGUGAGCUGUGCGACGGAAGACUGGAACGGUGAAGUGUUGCGCUCGGGGUGUUAAGUGAAUACGACGAGCAUCCAAACUACGAGAGAGAAAGAGAGAGAGACUUCAACGCACGCAUAGAAGAGAUAACGGUGAGGGAUAUAAGGGGAACAACACCGAGGACACGACGUUAAGGGUUGGGAAUCACGUUUACAGAAAGAAAAGGAAAGGGAACGGUGAUACAGACGCCUCGUCCAAAUCGGCGAGGUGUUGUCCGAGGUGGAGGAGGGCGUCGGGAGGAGAGGGUUGGAAGGAGGGUGGCGUGCUAUGAUCAGCAUGGAGCUUCCGGCCCACGCGACGCAGCAUGGUGCUCUUCACCUGGGGGUCGGGGUCGCGGUGAAUCCAGGUGAUCCAGCCGGAAGUACUCUAACCGCCAUUCAUCCGCAUCCCCAGGAUCCCUUAGCCCUCCACCAUCACAAUCACGCUGCCGCGACACCCGGAGGUAUGCAUGAGGACUCCAAGAAAAAACAUGAUGGUGGCCAUGGAAUGAAUCAAGACGGCCACGGUGGAGUUAACCAGCUUGGUGGUGUCUUUGUGAAUGGGAGGCCCUUACCGGACGUAGUAAGGCAAAGGAUCGUCGAACUAGCGCAUAGUGGUGUCCGACCGUGCGACAUUUCGAGACAACUCAGGGUAUCUCACGGCUGUGUAUCCAAGAUAUUGUCAAGGUAUUACGAAACCGGCAGCUUCAAGGCCGGCGUGAUAGGUGGUUCCAAGCCUAAAGUGGCAACGCCACCGGUUGUCGAUGCGAUCGCGAAUUACAAGAGGGACAAUCCAACGAUGUUUGCUUGGGAGAUUCGUGACAGGUUGCUGGCAGAAGGGAUUUGUUCGCAGGACAACGUACCCUCUGUCUCCUCUAUCAAUCGAAUCGUGAGAAACAAGGCGGCAGAGAAGGCGAAGCACGCGCAUCAGCAACAGCAGGCGCAGCAGCAGCAAGGUCAGCAACAAGGUCAGCCAGGAUCAGGUGGUUCCGUGUCGGUGAUAGCCCAUGCACCUGCCACACCGGCGGGUCAUCCUGCGGCCGCCGCUCCCAAUGCCUACAGCAUCAGUGGCAUCCUCGGAAUCCCCGCACACCAUCAGGAUCCAAACGGCAAUAGUAUCAAGAGAAAGCGAGCCGAUGAUGACGACAAUCGUGACUUGGGCGAUCAUCCGGAGGACGACUUGAAGAGACAGCGAAGUAACUACAACGGCGACCAACUCUAUUCGAACCUGUGGUCGAGUAAAUGGAGCAUCAAGGACGAACACAAGCUCCUGAACGAGCUUGGUGGAGGAGGCGGAGGUGGCGGUGGAGGUGGUGGCGGUGGCGGCGGCGGCGGCGGGGGAGGCGGUGGUGGCGGUGGCGGCGGCGGAGGUGGUGGUGCGAAUGGUGGCGGAGGUGCAGGAGGCGGUGGUGCCUACUAUGAGCAUGCCGGAUUCCCCGGGAACGCGAUUGCCACCUCCGCCGAGCUCUACGACUCCCUGGGCACCAUCAGUACGAUGACGCAGGCGCAAACGCCACAUCUCUAUACCCCGCCCAUAGGGGGCACCAUAGCAGGUGGUACUUUGACGCCGCUCGCUCCACUGACGAUGCAAGCAUUGGACGGGGCUAACAUGUCUCCUUACCACGCCACCGCAGAGAGCGGUACCGUCGCAGUCUCGUACGUAGGGGUUGGGGCCGGCGGGGGCGAGCAGAGUCCACCGAUUUCCUUGCAGAACGAGACGAACGCCACCCCCGCGGCCCCCAACACCCCGGGAGGGGAUCCCGGACUCACGGUCUUGCAGCCGCCAGUUUCUCAGCCUCAGGUAGCCUCUGCGAUACCACCGUACUCGACGAUGCUUCCAAGUUUCGGACAUUAUGCCACCGGUGGUGGCGAUUACGCGUACAGCGCCGCGUAUUCUCAAUAUUCGAGUGCACCGUACAGUGGAUAUGGCUAUGGAGCAGCGACAAGCGGGUUGCUCAAUUCCACGUACUACUAUUGCAACGGGGAUACGCUGGCGUCUUCCCAAAACAAUUCGCAAGCGGCCGGCGCGUGCAACAAUAAUGGCGGCGGCGGCGGCAGCGGCGGCGGUGGCAACGGCGGCGGCGGUGGUGGUGGUGGCAUUGGAGGUGGUGGCGGAGGUGGAGGUGGUAUCGGAGGUGGUGGUGGAGGUGGAGCAGAUAGCAACACGGACGUGGCUAGUCGUUCGCCUCUGGCAGCCACCAGAGCAAGUAGCGGUGCGAGUGCGGCAUCACCGACUGGUAGCGCCUGUACCAAACCAGAUCAUGCCUCUACACCGACCGACCUAUACUUGGCUUGAUCGGUAAAGGUCUCACGUGAUACCAAUGUGUAAGGACCGAUCGGCAAUAAUGGACGCCAUAUCAUUGGAGGGAAAAAGAACGAAAAAAAAAAAAAAAAAACAGAGAAAAAAAAAUGAGAGAAAACAAAAAAGAAACAAAGAAAGAAACUCGAAGAAAACGGUCCUAUCGACCUCUAUGAUCUCCUCGACGAGUUUACACGGCGAGAACGACGAACUAGGGAUACGAAAUGGUGGAUGAGGGACGAGAGAAAUGGGGGGAGGGGGCAGGUGAGAGGGGAAGAGGAGAAGGCGGAGGGUCGGAGGGGAGAGGGGAGAUAUUAAACGGGAGAGAAAAGUUUCGAGGAUUAAAAAAUUCGUCUCGAAAAUAAUUUCUCAAAAGGGAGGAGAAAGAAAAAAAAAAGAAGAAGUAAUAUCUUCCUCUCUAUUUCUCUCGCUCACUCUCUAUCUCUCUCUCCCUCUCUCUCUCUAUAUAUAUAUAUGUAUAUCUACAUCUCUCUAUCUCUCUCUCUCUCUCUCUCUCUCUCUCUCUCUCACUCUCUCUCUCGCCCAUUGCCUAGCUUUCGUCCUCGUUUCUUCUCGCACGUUGAACAUCCGGCCGGAAAUAAAAGAAAUGCGCGUUCGAGUCCAAGGACCGUCGUCUCUAGUAGUUUAUUUAUUUCGUGAUACGAAGAAGAAGAAUAAGAAGAUGAUGAUGAAGGAGAAAGGGGAGAAAGAGAAAGAUGUAGGAAACAAUCUUGGUAAAGAAAAGAAAUCAAAGAAAAUGAAACAUUAAUCGUGAGCUGCGAGAGACUGUCUUCUAAAAACGUAAAAUCGCGACGAGAAGAAGAGGAAGAAGAGGAGGAGGAGGAGGUAGAAGAAAAAGAAGAAGAAGAUGAUGAUGAAUGAAGAGAAGAAGAAGAAGAAGAAGAAGAAAGAGAAGGAGAAGGAGAAGAAGAAGAAGAAUUUUCGUAAAACCGAGAGAGAAGCGUUAACUAUUUUCUCCGUUAGACGCGCGCAGCCGUAGAUAGUUUAAUUAUAACGAUUCCCCCAUCCCCCUCACACAUUUAGAGUAAUUGUGGCGCGUGACGCCCGCUGAUUGGUCGACGAUUACGCAUACGUCAUCGCAUUAAUUCUUUAACGCGACGGUUAUUCGAAUUCGAAAAUUUCCCGCUUGCCGUCGGCCAAUCAGCGUAAUCGUUACGGGUGCGUCGUCACGCCUACGUACGACGUUGCUCGCGAGCGCUUAUCCUCGUGCCAUCUGUUAAAGCGAAGCACGAACUACGACUGGAACGAGCUCGUGUCGGUAAAAACGAGGAGAUAACGUUCGCGAGCGACCUUUCGUUGAUGAAAUUUUACAAACGCAAAAGAAUGGUGUCCCUAUUCGAUUUCAAAUGUAAUGACGUGAUAUAUAUAUAUAUAUAUAUAUACAUAUAUGUAUAUAUGUAUGUAUGUACAUAUACAAAAUAAAAGGAACAAAAAGAGAAGCAAGAGAGAAAAUUACAAGUAAAAAAAAAAAAGAAAAGAAAAGAAAAAAAGAACAGAAUAACAAAAGAAAAAGAAAAGACACAAUUAAAAUUACGACAAAUUCAAAGAUAGAUUUAUUAUUCGCGCAUGCGACGUUAUACAUAUGUAUGUAUAUGUACUUGCUACGAUAAACGAAUAGAAUAUCGUAAAAACGUCGUUCGUAAAAGCAAUAGAAUACGGACACCAUUUCAUCGAAAAUUAUACCUAUGUAAGUAAGAGGGAAGAAGAAGAAGAAGAAGAAGAAGAAGAAGAAGAAGAAGAAGAAGAAGAAGAAGAAGAAGAAGGAGAAGAAGUAGAAGAAGAAGAAAAGGAAGAGAAAAAAGAAAACAAAAAGCGUUGGUAGCCCGCGCAAAAGAUACCACGUAUCCUCGCCGUCCCAAUCCCUUAUCCUGUAUCCUAUUAACCUCACUUCCCCUCUUCCAGUCCCUCCUCUCUUCCUUGAAAUCCUGAAAAAUUGAAAAAUCCCCGCCCAACGAUAUAAAGGUAUAGGAAGAGUAAUCGAUAAGUUUAUUGAGAUUUUUAAAUCAGAAGUCGACGUAACGACGCGAUCGCUACUGUUAAGGAUAUUAUAUAUAUUUUUUGUAGAAACCAAAGACCACACACGCGGAUCGUCGAAGGAACGAAUUAACGUCGUUCGAAAAAUGGCGCGUUUAACGUCGCGCGUGCGCGUGCGCGUGCGCGCGCAUGCGUGCUCACCCGGAGACAUUUAUUCAAAUAUCGUGCGACUAUAUAAUAUGUACGUGUAUAUUCAGUGAUGUUCUCUCUCGUGUUCUUUAUUUCCUGUAUUUUGUUCUUCCUUUUAUUUUAUUUUAUUUUAUUUUAUUUUAUUUUAUUUUAUUUUAUUUCAUUUGAUUUUAUUUCAUUUCAUUUCAUUUCAUGUCAUUUUAUUUCUUUUCUUUCAUUCUUUCUUUCUUUCUUUUUUUUUUUUUUUUUUUUUUUUUUUUUUUUUAAGAAAAACAUGACAUAAGCGUACGCACGUUUCCGCCUCCUCCUCCUCCGAGCAACGCACACACACAAAAUCCAUUGAGAUUUAUCGUUUUGUUUUUCAAUUACGAAAUUGAAAAGGUGAUAAUAAUUAGUGUGUCACGAUGAUAAAUUAUUUCUUAGUUUCUUUUUUCUAUUCUUUUUCUUUUUUUUCUUCUUUUUAUGUUUUGUUUCAUCUUUCCCAUUGUCACAUAAAAUAUAACACAAAAUGGCGGAACGAAUGUACGAAGACUUGUAAACGUCGUUGACGUAGUAGAAACGUUUCUUUCUUUCUUUUUUUAUUUAUUUAUUUUUUUUUGUUUUUUAAUUUUUUCUAUUUUUUAUCUCUUUUCUCGCCUUUCUCCUUUUUUUUUUCUUUUCCCCUCUCUCUCUCUCUCUCUCUCUCUCUCUCUCUCUCUCUCUCUCUCUCUCUUCUUUUAUCCGAGCCACCGAUAAAAUUUAUUUUCGAGAACGAACGUCUAAUUGCGAAAAAGGGAAGAAUGUCAGAUCGUUAUCUCUAUGUAACUUAUUAAUUAAUAAUAAUUGUACACGUAUGUGUAUGUAUAUAUAUAUAUAUAUAUAUAUAUGUUUGUAUAUAUAUAUAUGCGUAUCUAUGUAUGUAUGCAUAUACGUACAUAUUUGUUGCGCGCUCGUUGUUAUACGUUCCGUUUCGAUUACUUUAAAACGAGGAAGUCGCUUGUCGCUUCCGCGAUUUCGUUGGCCGUAACGAGCGAGCCAAUUACGGACACACACUCGUAAUUAAUGGCUAACGUUAUGUUAAUGGUUAACGUUAACGAAGGAAGAGAUCGCACGCGUACACACAUACUUACACGUUCGUGGAUUUCUAUGCUUAAUUAGUAAUACUGUCGAGAGUUUUACCUCGAUAUUCGGAGACGCAUCUUUGACGGACUUUGCAUGGUUAAAAGAAAAAAAAAAAAAAAAAAAAAAAAAAAAAAAAAAAGAAAAAAGAAAAGAACGUUAAAGUUAAAUAAUAGAAAACAAAAGAAAGAAAAGGCAACAUAUCCUAUCAAAUUUAAAACAAACAAACCUGCGAACCAUUUUCAAUACGAUAUUUAAUUUGUCAAUUUGUCGUAUCGAAGUUCUUCUUUUUUUUUCUUUCUUGUUUUUUUUUUUUCUUUUUUUUUUUUUUUUUGAAAGAAAAAAAAAAUAAAAAAGCCAGGAAGAAAAAGAAAAAAAGGAACGAUCGUCUUACGUACAUACCUUUAAAAGAAAUAAAAAAGAAGGAUAUAAAUAAUCGAAGAUCUUCACGGUAGAUCUCUCGUGUUUAAACGUUGUUCCAAUUGAUCGGCGAAGAUGCUUGUCACAAUGAGAGGUUAUACUCGGGACGGAGAUAAAGGAAAGAUAAUAAUGAAUAAAUAAAUGAAAAAAAAAAAAAAAGAAAACAUUAAUAAUAAUAAAAAAAGAAUAUAAUAAUCACAGAUACAAAAAAAAAAAAAAUACAAGCAAAAUUAGAAACACAAUUUGACUAAGUAAUUUUUUUUCAAUAAUUUUUCACUCACUUUUCACAUUGUUAUAAUAUAUAUAUAUAUAUAUAUAUUUACGGAGAAAACGAAAAAAAAAAGAACACACGAAUCGGUCCAAUCAAUUCGGCCCACUAACGUAAUUGUACGUAAGUAAGUACGCGCGAUGACGAACAACCGACAUUUUCGAAUUUCUUUCGCUCAUUGAUUUUGGAUCAUUGAAAAAAGCUUUUUAAAUAAAUCUAUGAUAUGUAAGUAAUUACCAUAGAAACAAUCAUGUAAAGUUGUUCUCGAAAUUACUUUCGCGCAAUUAUAUUCAACACGUGGAAUUUUUGAAAACGAACGAACAUAUUUUAUUAACGAUAAUAAUUGUCACUACGAUGAUCGUUGAUUGAUCAUAUCGUAUCGGCGAUUCGUUAUACGAAAAAAUUGAUUAUAAUUAAUUAAUUAAUUAAUUAAUUGAAAACGUUAAAAAAGAAAAAAAAAAAAGAAAAAAGAAAAAAAGAAGAAAGGGACAAAAAAAGAAAGACGAAAAAAAUGACGAGCGUCGAUCGAAGUACGGUUGCAAGAAAAAAAAAAAAAAAAAAAAAAAAAAAGAAAAGAAAAAAGAAAAAGAAAGAAGAAACAAAAGAAAUAAUUACAUCGACGAAGAUCAAUUUCCUUUACGCGAAUUCUAUCGUCUUACUUUAUACUCGUUUGUUUGUAUUAUGCAAUAUUAAUUUACGGAUUAUUACGAAGACGCGGCGAAAGAAGUUCGAAACAUUUUAAAUAUUAUUAUAAUCAUUUGAAAUAUUCACGUGGCUACGACGUCCCCCUUUCGAGCAAGAGAACGACAAUGGCGACUGUCGGUGGCCGCCAGAGUGCACGACGAUCGUCGCACGUGAUCGUGUUCUCACGUUAUUCAGAUAGAUAGAGAUAGAUAGAUAGAUAGAUAUAGAGAGAGAGAGAGAGAGAGAGAGAGAGAGAGAGAGAGAGAGUGAGAGAGAGAAAGAAGGGAGAGAAAUUAAAAAAAAAAAAAAAAGAAAAGAAAAGAAAAAAAAAGAAAAGGAAAAGAAAAAGAAAGGCGCGUUAAUUGAAUCAACAAGAUCGUACUUUCGUUUAUUCUUCGAUUUCUCUUUCGCGAAAAAGGAAAAAAGAAAAAGAAAAAAACGUACAUUUUAUAUUUACGAUCAACAUCGUAAUACGAUAACGAUCGUUAAUGAUCGUUAAUGAUCGACAACAGUAACAGCAAUAGCAAACAAUGACAACAACAACAACAACAACAACAACAACAACAACAACAUUAACAAUAACAAUAACAACAAGGGACAAAAAAAUAACAGAAACAAAGGAAAAGUACUUUUAAACGAAACGUUUAUGACUCUUCUUCUUGUCGUCGUUGACUUCAACGUUUGUAGUCUCGCAGGCAAAGAGCUUUCUGGUCGAUAACGAGGAGGGAAACAUUGGGUUGUUACCGAUCGAAAAGGGCCACCUUUUGUUCUAUCGUAUGGAAAGGAGAAAAAGGAUAACGAAAAAGGAAAAAAAAAAAAAAAAAAAAAGAAAA